GUGCUGCAGCUGCGGGCGGCUCCAGCUGCCCCCAGAUGUGGGCUGGGCGGCGCGCGGGGAACUUUCGCGCCGGCAGCGAGUGCGGGGCCCGGGCUGCGGUCCUGCUGCCAUGGAUCCGCCGGCGGGAGCCGCUCGCCGCCUGCUCUGCCCCGCGCUGCUGCUGCCGCCGCUGCUGCUGCUGCUGCUGCCGCCGCUCCUGCUGCCGCCGCCGCCCGCGGACGCCCGGCUCGCCGCCGCCGCCGACCCCCCAGGCGCGCCCCUGGGGCACGGAGCGGAGCGCAUCCUGGCGGUGCCGGUGCGCACUGACGCCCAGGGCCGCUUGGUGUCCCACGUGGUGUCAGCGGCGUCGGCCCAGGCGGGGGUUCGGGCCCGCAGGGCCGCCCCUGUCCAGACCCCAGGCUUACCUGGAGACAACGAGGAGGACCCCGGCGGCCGCCUCUUCUACAAUGUCACGGUCUUCGGCCGAGACCUGCACCUGCGGCUGCGACCCAAUGCCCGCCUCGUGGCGCCCGGCGCCACGGUGGAAUGGCAAGGCGAGUCGGGCGCCACCCGCGUGGAGCCCCUGCUUGGGACCUGCCUCUACGUCGGAGACGUGGCGGGCCUGGCUGAAGCCUCCUCCGUGGCGCUCAGCAACUGCGACGGGCUGGCUGGCCUGAUCCGUAUGGAGGAGGAGGAGUUCUUCAUCGAGCCCCUGGAGAAGGGGCUGGCAGCCAAGGAGGCUGAGCAGGGCCGUGUGCACGUUGUGUAUCGCCGGCCACCCACCCCGAGGCCCCCUCCUCUGGGGGGGCCACAGGUCCUAGACAUAGGGGCCCUGCCAGGCAGCCUGGAUAACCUCAGCCGUGCCCUGGGUGUCCUGGAGGAGAGUGUCAAUGGCUCGAGGCGCAGGGCGCGAAGGCAUGCCACUGACGGCGACUACAACAUCGAGGUCCUGCUGGGCGUGGACGACUCUGUGGUCCAGUUCCACGGGAAGGAGCACGUGCAAAAGUACCUGCUCACGCUCAUGAACAUUGUCAACGAAAUCUAUCAUGACGAGUCCUUGGGGGCCCACAUCAAUGUCGUCCUGGUGCGGAUAAUCCUGCUGAGCUACGGGAAGUCCAUGAGCCUCAUUGAGAUCGGAAACCCCUCUCAGAGCCUGGAGAACGUCUGCCGCUGGGCUUACCUCCAGCAGAAGCCAGACACAGGUCACGUUGAGUACCAUGAUCACGCCAUCUUCCUCACGCGGCAGGACUUCGGGCCUUCGGGCAUGCAAGGCUAUGCUCCUGUCACUGGGAUGUGCCACCCCGUCCGCAGCUGCACCCUGAACCACGAGGAUGGCUUCUCCUCAGCAUUCGUGGUGGCCCACGAGACCGGCCACGUGCUGGGCAUGGAGCACGAUGGGCAGGGCAACCGCUGUGGCGACGAGGUGCGGCUGGGCAGCAUCAUGGCGCCCCUGGUGCAGGCCGCCUUCCACCGCUUCCACUGGUCCCGCUGCAGCCAGCAGGAGCUGAGCCGCUACCUGCACUCCUAUGACUGCCUGCGGGACGACCCCUUUGCCCACGACUGGCCGGCGCUGCCCCAGCUUCCAGGGCUGCACUACUCCAUGAACGAGCAGUGCCGCUUCGACUUCGGCCUGGGCUACAUGAUGUGCACGGCGUUCCGGACCUUCGACCCCUGCAAGCAGCUGUGGUGCAGCCACCCUGACAACCCUUACUUUUGCAAGACCAAGAAGGGGCCCCCCUUGGACGGGACCAUGUGUGCACCCGGCAAGCACUGCUUUAAAGGACACUGCAUCUGGCUGACGCCUGACAUCCUCAAACGAGAUGGCAACUGGGGUGCCUGGAGUCCGUUUGGCUCCUGCUCGCGCACCUGCGGCACAGGUGUGAAGUUCAGGACCCGCCAGUGUGACAACCCACACCCGGCCAAUGGGGGCCGCACCUGCUCCGGCCUUGGCUACGAUUUCCAGCUCUGCAACUCCCAGGACUGUCCCGAUGCCCUGGCUGACUUCCGUGAGGAGCAGUGCCGGCAGUGGGACCUGUACUUCGAGCACGGCAAUGCCCAGCACCACUGGCUUCCCCACGAGCACCGGGACGCCAAGGAGAGAUGCCACCUCUACUGCGAGUCCAAGGAGACUGGGGAGGUGGUGUCUAUGAAGCGCAUGGUGCACGAUGGGACUCGCUGCUCUUAUAAGGACGCCUUCAGCCUCUGUGUGCGCGGGGAGUGCAGGAAGGUGGGCUGCGAUGGAGUAAUCGGCUCCAGCAAGCAGGAGGACAAGUGCGGCGUGUGUGGAGGGGACAACACCCACUGCAAAGUGGUCAAGGGCACAUUCACACGCUCCCCCAAGAAGCUUGGUUACAUCAAGAUGUUUGAGAUCCCGGCAGGAGCCAGACACCUGCUAAUCCAGGAGGCAGAUAGCACCAGCCACCACCUGGCCGUCAAGAACCUGGAGACAGGCAAGUUCAUUUUAAAUGAAGAGAAUGACGUGGACCCCAAUUCCAAAUCCUUCAUUGCUAUGGGCGUGGAGUGGGAGUACCGCGGUGAGGACGGCCGGGAGACGCUGCAGACCAUGGGCCCCCUUCACGGCACCAUCACUGUGUUGGUCAUCCCGCAGGGAGACGCCCGGGUCUCGCUGACGUACAAGUACAUGAUCCAUGAGGACUCGCUCAAUGUGGACGGCAACAACGUCCUGGAGGACGACUCUGUGGGCUACGGCUACGAGUGGGCCCUCAAGAAGUGGACUCCUUGCUCCAAGCCCUGCGGCGGAGGCUCCCAGUUCACUAAGUAUGGCUGCCGCCGGAGGCUGGACCACAAGAUGGUGCACCGAGGCUUCUGCGACGCCCUCACGAAGCCCAAAGCCAUCCGCCGGGCUUGCAACCCACAGGAGUGCUCCCAGCCAGUGUGGGUCACAGGUGAAUGGGAGCCUUGUAGCCAGAGCUGCGGGCGGACGGGCACGCAGGCUCGCUCUGUGCGCUGCGUACAGCCCCUGCACAACAACACCACCCGCUCCGUGCACACCAAGCACUGCAACGACGCCCGGCCCGAGGGUCGCCGGGCCUGCAACCGUGAGCUCUGCCCCGGGCGGUGGCGGGCUGGACCCUGGUCCCAGUGCUCAGUGACCUGUGGCAAUGGCACCCAGGAGCGGCCCGUGCUCUGCCGAACCGCGGAUGACAGCUUCGGGAUCUGCCGGGAGGAGAGGCCCGAGACAGCCAGGAUCUGCAGGCUGGGCCCCUGUCCCAGAAACAUCUCCGAUCCUUCCAAGAAGAGCUACGUGGUUCAGUGGCUGUCCCGACCAGACCCCGACUCACCAGUCCAGAAGACCUCGUCAAAGAGCCGCUGCCAGGGCGACAAGUCAAUGUUCUGUAGGAUGGAAGUCUUGUCUCGCUAUUGCUCCAUCCCAGGCUACCAGAAGCUGUGCUGCAAGUCUUGUAACCUGCACGACAACCUCACCGAGGUGGACGACGGGGCCGAGCCACCACCUGGGAAGCUCAACGACAUUGAAGAGCUCAUGCCCACCCUCCCGGUGCCCACCCUCGUCAUGGAGGUGCAGCCUGGGCCAGGCACGCCCUCACGGGUGCCCCUCAAUGCCUCCAGCACCAACAGCACCGAGGACCACCCAGACACCAACGCUGUCGAUGUGCCCUACAAAAUCAGCGGCCUGGACGAGGAGGUCCAGCCACCCAACCUGAUCCCGCGACGACCGAGCCCGUACGAAAAGACCAGAAACCAGAGAAUCCAAGAGCUCAUUGAUGAGAUGAGGAAGAAAGAGAUGCUCGGGAAGUUCUAAUAAAAUGGAAAGAUAGCA
Messenger RNA from Zalophus californianus (California sea lion), 3778 nucleotides. It is a transcript of the gene ADAMTS2, whose product is annotated as ADAM metallopeptidase with thrombospondin type 1 motif 2. Gene Ontology annotation, biological process: extracellular matrix organization; proteolysis. Lineage: Eukaryota; Metazoa; Chordata; Mammalia; Carnivora; Otariidae. The transcript is spliced from 22 exons. The coding region runs from base 110 to 3760 and encodes 1216 amino acids. The record is from RefSeq and is a predicted model, not a curated record. Gene Ontology annotation, molecular function: metalloendopeptidase activity; zinc ion binding.